Cyclospora cayetanensis is the source of this 633-nucleotide messenger RNA. Its product is annotated as ATP synthase epsilon chain. Gene Ontology annotation, molecular function: proton-transporting ATP synthase activity, rotational mechanism. The transcript is spliced from 5 exons. Gene Ontology annotation, biological process: proton motive force-driven ATP synthesis. Lineage: Eukaryota; Apicomplexa; Conoidasida; Eucoccidiorida; Eimeriidae. The record is from RefSeq and is a predicted model, not a curated record. The coding region runs from base 1 to 633 and encodes 210 amino acids.
AUGCCGACGGCAGAGGGAAGGAGGCAGAGAGAGCAGAGCACACGCAGCCAUUCGCUCCUCAUCGCCGCUAAGGUGAAGCUUCGGUCGUUCCAAGGGGUUCUGCCUCUCACCGACAGAUUUUCAAAGACGGAGCGCUCCCAGGGAAGCUCAAAAGAAGGUGUUUCUGGGAUCAGCUCGCAGCAAGUGUCUGCUGGACCCUCCACGGGAGCCAACAAGCUGCUGCUCACUCUCGCGUCUCCGACAGAAUGCUACUUGCACAAGGCACCCAUCGUUUCCGUGACAGUCCCCGGCGCGGAAGGCGAUAUGACCGUCACCAACCACCACUCGCCUCUAGUUGCACGACUGAAGGGAGGGGAAGUCUGCGUUCGAGAAAGAGAAGGGGCUGACGCGAAGCGCUUUUUCGUUUCCGACGGGUUCCUAUUCAUCACACCGCCUCAAGAUGACAGCGGCUGCAGCCUCGCCGAAGUGCUGGGGGUGGAGAUGGUACCGACCAGCAUGCUAGACAGGGAGGCAGCAGCGCAGGAGCUGCAGCAGCUGCUGCAACAAGCAGCAGGGGCAGGAGAUCAGUGGACAAAAGCAAAGGCCCUCUUGGGGCAAGACUUGUUGGCCUCUGUCAUGCGCGCCGCUCAAUAA